AUGGUGAUGGAUGAUGAUACAUGUGGACGUGGUCAUGCAUUACAUCAUGGGUCAAAUUUGUAUCGUGAAACGCAAAAAAAUGCAACAGACAAGGAAGAAAUUGGUGUGUCUCCUCAGAGUCACAAGCACAAGUCUGUUCCUUCAUCUUCCAAACAGCAUGAAGGAACUUCUAAAUCAAGUUUAGAUGGUGAUGAAAUAAAGAAUUACAUCAAUAAAUGUCAUGAAAAUUAUGCUAAGGGAUCAAUCAAUGAUAUGGAAGUAUCUCGCGAUGAAGAAUCUAAUAAGCAUCACAUUCUUGAAGAGCAACAGUUGCUGGAUGUGAAUGCGGCCAAUAAAGACGCAGGUCAUGAGGAUGAUUUUGAAAAUGAGGACUGCUCUGAUUUGGAAGCUUUAGAGGAUGUGAAUCUAACCGCUAAAGAAGAUGUUAAUGAAGUGAAAUUGAAAAAUCAGGAAUCUACAGAUGUGACAGAUGGGCAGGAUGAAAUUGGUGGGACAAUAACUGAUUCAAUACAAGCAGCUGUAGAUACAAUUUUAUUUGGUCUGUCAACACCUUCGAUUACAAAGUCAAUGGAUGUUGGUGCUUCAAGUAAAAUGACCAAAAGACACUGGGACCUUCCAUACAGUCAGAUUCCACCUGACUUCCCUCAUGCUCAGGUUCGGGAGCUUCAAGCCUCAAAAGCGAAUGCACCUGGCAAACGAGAAAGAAAGAAGUCCAGGGUUUUAAGGUCAUCAUACAUUUCAAAGUAUGGUUCUGGCUCUAAAGAUUCUGUUGAUUUCGAUAAAGAGGAGAAGCUGAAGUAUGCUUUUGAUGGGAAAGAGACAGACAACCACUAUCGAGUAAAUGCUUCUGGUUUAGGUUACAGUCAAUUGAACUUUUUCGUUGCAUACCCACAGUCCAAGAAUUGGUUUUACUUGAGGUCCGAACGCAAGACAUACUGGAACGAUGAGACACAUACUCGCUAUUAUCCAGCGGAACCGAUAGUUGAGCUAUCGACGCAACAAGACUAUGAAGAAUCAAUUGUGGUGGCUAAGAAUGAAGAUUCUAUUACUAAUAUAAUUCAUGGAUUCUAUAUGCCUGAUGGAUUACCAUGGUAUAUGUUUGAUGAGGAAAGAUUGAUACGUGUGUAUGACUCACUGUCAAGUAAAAGGAAAAAAGAACCUCAUAUUGAAAUACAAAAGCUUGCAGUUAUGUUUCCUACCUAUUUGUCAGACAAUGGCUGUUAUGAUAAGACCGAGCGAACUAACUGGCCAUCACUUGAAGCGUGCAAAGGGAAGAUUACUAAGCAAACUGGUCUUGUAAAUAAAAUUCCAUUUGAUGUUAAUUAUGUGCAAAAUAUCCCACAACGAGCGUCUGAUAGUUUGGAUUGUGGCGUGUUUGUGUGCGCCUAUGCAAAGAUAUUAAGCGAAGGACUACAAGUUCAUUCAUGUCAGUUUGAUGCUGCAAGUCAACGUGCACGAUAUGCUUCCUUACUGUGGCAUUACGGAGUGGAAAAGACAAAUGAAGGGUACACGAGUGAUAAUGGAGAUCCGCCUCGACCAAACAAAAGUGUAAUCGAAGAAAUUGAAGCAAGUGCAAUUGUUACUUUAGAGUAG
Capsicum annuum is the source of this 1593-nucleotide messenger RNA. RefSeq lists its product as uncharacterized. Gene Ontology annotation, molecular function: cysteine-type peptidase activity. The record is from RefSeq and is a predicted model, not a curated record. Gene Ontology annotation, biological process: proteolysis. NCBI's taxonomy places the organism in Eukaryota, Viridiplantae, Streptophyta, Magnoliopsida, Solanales, Solanaceae. The transcript has 9 exons. Bases 1 to 1593 code for a protein of 530 amino acids.